This is a messenger RNA of Porites evermanni, 12785 nucleotides long. The record is from the annotation of a GenBank genome assembly. NCBI's taxonomy places the organism in Eukaryota, Metazoa, Cnidaria, Anthozoa, Scleractinia, Poritidae.
AUAAAGACCAAAGCAGACAUUUUUACGAACCAGGGAUCGGUAGAAGUAUGCGGAAAGGCAGUCAAUUGGGGUGGAGGUCUUGGUAUGGAAAUACCAUGUGUUUACAUUUUUGAUGGUCCUCGGAAACACGUGGAUUUACUUGAACAAUUACUAGACGUUGGCAACAACCCAGCAAUACGAGCGGAGGAUGAUCCUGGUACAGCUCGCAGCAAGCAAACAACGUCAAUGUGUAACAGGAGGCAAAAAACUUUUAGUAAGGGACUAUAAGUAGUACAAGGGUCAAACACCGGAAGAAAGACAGACUUCUUCAAAAUCAAAUAUGUCACCCUUCUUUGUUACUGUUUUUUUUUUAGUACUGUAAUAAUAUCUUAUUCACCCGUAAAAAUCUGUCAUUAUUUGAACAGGGUACAAUGUCUACAAUUAUCACAUAAUUGUGCCAAUGAAAAUAGACAGUGUGCAGAUAACCAGUGUCCGUAAAGCGGGGUUGACAAGAUAUGAGAGUUGGUGACUCGGGACACAGAAAAGUGUCCGUUGUCCGUAUUAACCGGUGUCCGUAUAAAGCGGGUUAAUUUUAGAGAAAAUAUAUGAACUUUUUGUCCCGACAAACAAAACUGUCCGUAUUAAGCGGGUGUCCGUAGAGCGGGGCUCCACUGUACAUGUUUUUUUAUGUGGAGUCAUACAGUAAAUAGUACAGAUACAGAGUAGUACAUGAGUAGUAUAGGGCGCACCGGUUACUCCUGUUUUUUGAAGUGGAAUAAAUUAACGCCGAUGACGUCAUAGCCUUUGUCUCUUUCUCAUGAAUAAAAUACACAGGAAUCUCAUUAACAUAAGAUCGUGUGCUAUUUUUAGUUGGUUUAGGUUUUCUAAACCUUUUCUUUUUUAAGGUCGAUAAACGUCUUCGUUUUCGAUUGGUUAGUUAGAAAAUAAGAAACGUUUUCAUUCCUUAAUUCAUAGUGUCUGCGGAGUAAAGUCAAACUUGUCUGUGACUUAAAAUCACUGAGACGUAUCGUAAUUAUGCAAGUCCUAUUUCGUGCUGCUGUGAUUGUCCUAGUUCCAAUUCACUGAUUUUAGGCGAGCAAAUCGUGCAUAUUAAUGAGGGCAAAGGCAAACUAGCUUGUUUUACUUACCCAACACCCUCCUACUCCCCUGCAAUUGAUAAAUUUUCCCUUUGUGAUUUUACUUUUUAUUUUUAAUUUCCCUCCUCAGUUUUCUUCCCUCCUUCACAAUUUUAUUAUUUUCCCUCCUCAUUCUUGAACUCCCUCCUUCUCCACAAUUUUAUCAUUUUCCCUCCUCCUCCUCCACAUUUCUAUUGUUUUCCCUCACAAUCACAGCAGCAGGAAAUAGGACUAGCUUGCAUAAUUACGUUACGUCUCAGUGAUUUUAAGUCACAGACAAGUUUGACUUUACUCCUCAGACACUAUGAAUGAAACUAACCAAUCGAAAACGAAGACAUUUAUCGACCUUAAAGUAACUAGAGAAUCUAAACCAACUAAAACUAGCACACGACCUUAUCUUAAUGAGAUUCCUGUGUAUUUUAUUCAUGAGAUAGAGACAAAAGUCUAUGACGUCAUCGGCGUUAAUUUAUUCCACUUCAAACUAAUGAGAUUCCACUUCAAAAAACAGGAGUAACCGGUGCGCCCUAUACUACUUACAUGUACAACUGAUGUCGUCGAGGUGUUUGGAUUUCACAAAAGACACUCUUUGCGUGUUUGAUAGAACUUGUCGAAUGAUCAGUAAUUCUUCAAAUAAUUUAAAUCAGAUAAUUUUUGGUUAUUAAAUCGCAUUUCUAAACCUCAUACUCUAUAAACACUAACCAAAACGAUAACUGGCGCCUGCUACACAGACCAAUAAUUAAAUCAUUUGCUAAAAAGCCCACGGAGAAAAACUGCUACGGUAUAUAAUUUUUGAAAAAUUUCAAGUAAAUCGCUGCGAGCGAUCAACAGUCGAGAAAAUGGUGAACUUCUACCCUUUGCAAAGUCUCCAACUCAGAGACUUUGAAUGUCAUGUGACCUUGAAGUAACCAAUGAAAUAUUAAUAAACACUAGUGAAGAAGGAUUUUAACUUCUAUAACAGUGGUUGUUGCCUUAACUCUUUAGCUGUCUCUUAACUCUAUAUUUACCAAGAAAAGGCGAGAAAUGAAAGUUAAAAAGAGUUUGAUGUGGUGUACAAACACCUCGUUGGCUUUGUCCGUUUUAUUUUAGACAUUCCAAAGAAUGUUCGGAAAAUUCAGCUACGUCGCGCGUUUUUAACCAACUUCGCAGUGUUACGAUAUCAUGAUAAAACACUCUUUCCUGUGUUAAACAACUUCUAAAUCGAAAUGCAAGUUUGAAGUUAAACUCACAACUAAGUCAGUUAGUUAUAAACUAUACGUAUACUCAUGAACUCUCUACUUACAAGAAAAGUAAAUGUUGUAGCUGAAGAAUUUCAUUCUCUGUAACAGUUGUGAUGUUGUUUCUUUCCAAAUGGCUGCGAAUGUGUUAAAAGUAGCUUUAAAUGUCAGUGUAUUUCACGGUGAGAACACAAGAUACUUAAAUUACGUAUAUAAGAGCUGAGUCAAACUGAAAGAACACAAACAUUCGUCCACCUCUACAGAAAAAAAAAAUAAAGUACUCAUCACAUCAUCAACUGGUCAGUUGCACAGAUCCAUUUUACUCACAUAGAUUUAACGUUUUUGUAGCUAUUUCCAAAUUGAAAUCUUGGGAUAUUAUUUCCAGAGAGGUCUCUGUUGAGAAAAAUAUAGACUUGUUACUCAUCUUUGUUCUUCGUAAAAAGCUGCACGGAAAUCUCGAAACUUUUACUCAGUUUGUCUUAACUUGCUUUCCGUUGAAGCAUGCUAGAAUAACUUACACUAUUUCCACAUCCCAGCGCUCGUCAAGUCCCGGGAUUUCGUAAAGUUGAGCAUUUCUACACUGUAGAAGCUUCUUAUUUUGAUACAGUUUACAUCCCGGAGGAAAAGCACCAGAGGUUUCUGAAAUGAGUGUCGGCAAUGGAUUAUUUUCUCCAUAGGACAACGAGGAAGCCUCGGUAAGGGGCAGUUUCCCUGGAGAGUUAAGGAGGAACAAAAUUAAUAUUGGUGUUAAAAACGGCUGGUUCAUCCUUAAAUUUUUGGCAUCUUUUGAACACGUAUGCUGACGUCAUAAUUGCACCGUUCAUGCACGCGUACGCUGUCACUAUACGCGUGCGCGCGUGCAUUACAACCUUCGACGUUCGUCUCUGCCUUUUUUUAUUGCUUUCAAAUAAAACAAGCGUGGAAGGGAAUACAUCAUUGAAACGUUCAGCUCACGACUGCUCUGAAUCUCUUUACUUAUCACCCUCUGAUGCAACAUAUAACUAGUACUUUAUUUUUUAAGAGGCCUUGCUUUCCUCUUCAAAAACAAAAGUCAUAUUUCCCAUUAAAAUUAUGCCUAUUGUAGUGCAACUUCCAUGUCCUGUCCGAUGUAGGCAAUCAAAAUCCGGAAAAAAAAAUCCUCUCCUCUGAACUUCUUUGAAUCUUCGACCAGCAACACGUGCAGCGUGGAACGGCGUGCAGUGUGGUGGAAUACCUAGAGCAAAUCAUUGAUUGUGACGUCAAAAAUGAACGACAGGUAUUGCGCACGCCCCGAAUCUGACAUCCAAAGAAUCGAGAAUUUUUCUUCGCUUGGAUGUGAAGUAACACCGCUGAUGCAAUUAUGUUUGUUAUAUGAUGUCAUACCACACAAUUAGAGGGCGUUAACUUCUAUUACGUCAAAGGUUAACUAACUCGAAGACUUGAUGUUUGUCGCAAUUGAUUGAUAAUGAUUGACUGAAAAAAAAAUGAGCAAGCGCUGGCUGGAAAUCAGCUCACUAUUGGUCAUUUUAUUUAUCACUUGUUGUACUGGAGCAAAUGUUCCCUCGCCCGGAUGCAAGGUCAAGAACUCUGGAAAAGUGUUGCAGUGCAGGGGUGUCGGACUAAACAGGAUACCUGAGACGAUACCUGACGGAAUUGUGGUCGUGUGAGUGAAUAUAGAUUUUAGCCCAUUGUGUGGCUUUCGUUACUUUUAGUGUCUCUCUUUAGAAGGAAAAUCUCCCGAAUGCACGAGCAAAAUGACGAGUUUAUGCGACAACGUGACGAAUGUAGAAUGUAGAACGAGAAAUUUUAGUCAUUUUCUGUAUUACUCUCGCUUGAAUCUACAGGAAAUUGCCUUACAGAAUCCAAAAACUUACGAAGAAAUGUCGUGAUUGGGUUCAUGGUUCGUUACUAAAAGAUGCCUUCAGAAAUGACCAGUUUUUGCACUUUAGGAGAUUCGUUCUUUGUUGUCAAACAUAAGCUUACGACAUUAUUUUUUUCAUCGUUUUAAACUAGCCAUUUCGCUCGCGCCGAGCACUUACUUGUUUCUCUCUUUAAAGAGACGGUCCCCUAACAGUAACGAAAGCCCACUCUAGUCCCUAUACUACGCACGCGUUCUCUCUUGACCCGUUGUCCGCGCGAAGUCUGGGAAAGAGCGGGCGAGUCUCUCUCGGUGACGCCACCGCUCAAGGUAUUAUCCAGCUUUUUAGGCCUACACCAGCAGUUUUAUGGGAAAAAAGUAAAAUUGGUUGGAAUCUCUCGAAAAAAAUUCUGUAUGUUGUCUUAAAUCUUAAUACUUAAGACUAGUCAAACUGAUUCUAAUGGGCACUAAUUCAUCAAACAUUUCUUGUUUUUAGUGAUUUGAGAGAAAAUAAUAUCAAACAUAUAAGACACGAAGACGCUAAAACCCUUUUCCAGUUCCGGAAAGUGUAAGUAUAACAACUUACAGUAUUUGCAAAUUCACUGUUAAACAGAAAGCUGCGUUCUAGAAAUAAUUAACAAUUAUUGGACGAGGUUGAGCAAGAUAUCGUGAUUUGUCAGUGGCGAGCGCUUUGGCAAAUAAUUGAUCUGCGAGACACUGGCAAAUCACCCUAUUUUGCGAUAACCGAGUUCAAUAAUUGUUUUAUCAUUGGAUCCUGACCAAGUUUGUUUUUUAACGAAUAUUUUCGGGAAGCGAAGCGAUCUGCCAUUUUUCACCCAAGAGUGACCGCAAGAAGGAGAAAAGCGUGGUAUCGUUUACGCAUGAGCAGAAUGUUAUUUGCAGCCAAAUACAAUCCCGACCCCAGUGCUUACGGCCAGACCAAUACGGCUAUAUUACUCGCAAGAGCCAGGUGCUGAGGUACUCCUCUGCUCAUGUCGUUCAUGUACAAAGGGGACCAUUGAUCUGCUUGGCUUGGCUGUAUGAUUCUGUCAUUAUUAAAUUGAGUUUAAUUUUUUUUUCUUCAGUUACCUGUCUGGGAAUCCAAUACACUGCGACUGCAGUCUUGAAUGGCUGCGAUUGCUACUUGUGAAGAACGUGUUACAUGCUGUACAGGAUGGAGAACAUAUCAAAUGUGCUUCACCGCUGCGUGCUGGAGACAAGGCUCUGAUUUCUUUGUCUCACAAUCAACUAUGUGGUAAGCCAACGGAAUUCCCUUCUUACAAAGUGUAACUUACACAUUUUCAGUCUGAUUACAUUUGGGCAAGUUUUUAUGGUCAAACGUAAAGUUCGAAUUCACCACAAAUGCGCUUACAUGGAGGAUAACAACUAAAUAAAUACUCGAAAAGCAGGGGUCAGUUAGAAUUAAUAAAACAGCAUAAUUAACUUCUGUUGCAGUGCACACUAUUUUCAGAGAGUAUGUCAUUAAAAUAUUAAUACAUAGAACAAAGUAUGGAAAGAAGAAAUACCAACGUUUCAGUCUGUUGCUUCCGCACCUUUCGAUGGGAAAUUGGCCACGUAGUGUCCGGGGUCGCAGCUAUCACAUAUUUCCUUGAAUAAAACUAGGGGAGCGAGGCGUGGUGAAGACAACCUCGUCCCCAGGGCUUUUCCCUAACCCAUUUUUUAAGGGAAAAGCCCUGGGGACGAGGUUGUGGUGAAGAGUCACUUGGAAGGUAAAAAGGAGAGAGGGGAAUGUGACUUGGGAUGAAGCAUAAGGUAAUCGGAAGGAAUAAAGGAAUAUGUUGCAGCAUAUAUUGACUCAGUAUACUAUUCCUGGUAACAGUCUUAUUAAUCAAAAAUGUUCAAGAAACGUGAUUUCUAAGUUUCGGGUGAUCCAGUAGAAAUCGAAGCUACCCUUCUGAGUAAACUUGGAGCAAUUUUUAUUGCUUUAAUUUCCAUGCUUCAGUCAAUUUGUGAAAUGAUGUCUAAAGAAAGCCCCAAGUCUGUCUGCCUUAUAUUAACCCCUAUCUUCUUCAUAAAAUUAUCAAAACCUUCUGUAUAAAUACUGGGACAUUCUGUUCUGAGCUAGACCUUUAACUGAGAAGGUUUUAAUUCUUCAUGAUUCAUGUUUCAUUAGGUUCUGAUGAAAAUCGCCAGAAACAUUCUCUCCAGAAAAGAAGUCCAGGUAAGUAUGUAUGCAUGUUUUUCAUCCCCGAUCAGCCUGCGUCGAAAGCGUCGAAAUGAGAGGCGAAAGGAGAACCCUCGUACCCUGCGCCUUCGUUCCCUUUGACCAGCGGUCGGCAAACGAGCUCCUCCCGCCAAGCCAGCAUGCGCAGUAAGGGAGGAAGACUCGAGGUAGGAGAUUAGGAAAGCGAGAGAAAAAGGGAGAAGGGAUUGGGGAGAGACUACCUCUUCUUCCUCUCCCUUUUCCCUUUUCGCGCCGUUUUCUACCCCUCCCCUCCCCUUUUUUCGCGCCUGUCAUCUAGGCUAUUUGUAAGAAUGUGCCAACUGAAAAUUAGGGGAAACAAAUUAUAACGAACUAGGGGAUUCUGCUCCGAUUCUGCUACGAUUCUACCAACUACCAAAUGUAAGCUCCUCAUAAGCAUUUUUAUUUUUUAGGGUAAUUCCCUUGAAAAGGAUGUACUAACCAGAAUUUUUUCAAGCUUGUCGCAAUCAACAGCCAUAUAUAGGAGAUUGAAAAAAAUGCAAUACAAUGUAAAGAUAUGAUGUCACUGUGCUUGUUUUCGCCCUGGGUGUCCGUUUAUUUCAAGUGUUUUUUCCUAGUUGCGUACAAUAUGAUUGAAACUUGAAACACCGCCAAAAAUCAGUUCACAUCAUUUGCAUGCAAAAAUCAUAAAUCUAACUAAAAGCUAGAGCCCGCUUGUGUUUUUGGGGCUAUAAUUUUACAGAAAAGUGAGUUCAAUUACCCGAUCUUGCGAAAAAAAGGAAAACAAAUUGAAAAAAUGGUCAUUUUUAACAUUUUCUCGAGCUCAUACUCCUCUGUGGUUCCAAAUGCGGAAUUUCGCGCCAUUUACAUAAAACUACAGAUAACCCCGUUAACUCAAACUGUGAAGGGAAAAGAAAAACGAUUCGAGUUAGUGAAGGUUUGAGGAAAUCACCUAAAGAUCCAGUCCCAGUUGUUCCAACGGAUAAGUAUUAGGGAAAACAGUAGAGACCUUUAAAUUAGGUUUUUCAUGGGAAACCGCAAACUGCAGUUUGCAGUUUCACGUCGCCAGGAUUUCAAAUUUUAGCGAGGCGUUCAUUGUCAGGAGCCGAUUACUCCUGUCAUUGUUUAGUGCCGCCAUGUUGUUUUUCGACAAGUCAAAGUGCAUCACUUUUAUCGCCCAAAAAACAGGGAUAAGUCAUUUAUUCGAGUUCAAAAAUCGAACAAGCACACCGAAGACGGAUAAAGAAAGCUACUUCGUGCCUUUAAAAGUGAGGCUGUACAAUUUUUACUGGCAAAAAACCUUGCCGUAAGUCACUUACCGCUGAACGCCCUUCCUGGCGUUCAAACGUGAACUGCAAACUGCGAAUGGGAUCGCAAGACGGUGGUCACGAGACAUUCUCGUAUUUGCGGUUUGCGGUUUUCCAUCAAAAACCUGAUACUAAAGGCCUCUAAUGGCGCUAUCCAGUGGAGAGAGAUUUAGCCAGUGGAUGGCGUUAUCCACCUUAGGCCAUCCCAAUAAAAUGUUUCGUUUCCCAUCGCCCCGUCUCUUGUGAUGGUGGGUCGGUUGGUCGGUCGGGCAAAAAAAAAAAAUGAACACUUGAAAGGGUCUGGGUUCCAGAGAAGGCCGGGCUGCUAAGCAACAAAGCCUGGUUUACAAAGUCAACUCGAAAACGUCUUUUCGACUAUCAAAUGUCUAAACAGACUUUAAAAAACGUAGUAUCGAUGUUAAUUAAAGACAAGGACGUCACAUCAUACCAAUUGCUGUUAAUAAAACAAGAUCGUGUGCUUGUAAAUUAAAGUACUUGCUUCUUUGACUAGUGAAUCUGUUUUGUUUUUUUUGACUCUUCGAAAAAAUGGGUCGGUCGGGCGAUGGGAAACGAAAUCUUUUAUUGGGAUGGCCUUAUGAACCACUGGGUCUGGAAAUUUUAGGUUUAUCGCGAGAAUUAAACUUCGGAUUUACAAACUGCUGCAACAAUGAGGGAAUAAUGACAAACAUUUGAAACUGAGGCAGUCAACAGCACCAAGUCUUUUACGGCCAAAUUCGUUGGAUCGCCAGCGCGUUUUGCAAUUCGAAAAAAAAGGGGUUUUCUGUUCCGUCAAUCAUUUAGAAGCCUUCUUAGGAAACGCAUGUUUACUUUACGAGUUCAAAAGGUAAUGAUUUGUGAUUUUCGAUCCGUUUGGUUUGCUUCUGUGCUUUAAGGUUCGUUGUGAUCGCCCUGUUUCGGGAUAUAAUCGACUACUUUGCUUCGAAGAUUUUUUUGAUCUUUCUUGAUCUUGUCACUUGCAAGAAUAAAGAAAUGUCUGCCUCCUUUCCUCGACAAAGAUUCCACUGACCAUCGCCAUUUCCUCCGCCAUUCUUUUUGUCAGUUAUGUCUUGCGGGCCAAGCUGGGCGAGCGCGCUGCACUGUGAUUUGCAUUAACCCAGAAAAAUGACUGACGGAAGGGAAAAACCCAACAUUCCUUAAUUCGAAGUUUACAAAACGCCCAGCGCGAUACAAGGAAUUUAGCAGUGAUGCUACGUUUUGUUAAAAUUUGACUUCUUUGCCAUCAUUUCUUCAGAAAUAGACUUAUGCGGAGGAGCGAUCUGCCCAACGGAAAUUAACUGCAAGAAAGGUUCUAAAUGCAAAUGCCCAACUGGAUAUUAUUCAUCCGAGAGGACUUUACAACGGAGGAUAUGCAUAAACAUUAAUGAGUGUAAAAUGGACAAAACAAAGUGCGAUCCUAAGAAGAAUAAAGGAAUUAACGCAAAAACUCCGUGUAAAGACACACUGGGUUCGUAUGAAUGUGUCUGCAAACCGGGAUAUGAGCUAACACCUGACAAGAAAGACUGCAGAGGUAAUUCAUCACUACAGAAACUAGAGCCCGCUCAACACCAUUUAAAUCGUUGAGGUUUUUGGGAUUCUCAGGCAGUUUGGCAGCCUAUGAGAGUUUUUGAUUAGUUUGAUUGGUUGAUGCCUUGGAAACCAUCAACGAAUCAUACUUUUCAAGUAACGCUGACGGACAUCCUGGGUACCAGAGGUUUUUUCUCGCGUGUGACGGGGAGCCUCGUUGACCACAGACCGAGGACAAGAGCGGCGAAGCUGCAAGAAAGAGCUUUCGCGUGGAUCACUUUUUAAGACCUAAUGGCCAAAACCGGAAAUUGCGCAUGAAAGGCUUCUGGCAACCACUGUAGGGAGGGGAUAUUAGGGCUUAAAGGGCUUAACUUACAACAACAAAGCCGCUGUAGAAGCUGUUACUCAUUCGGAAUUCAAUAAAAUUCAUAGCUUUGGAGUCGUCAUCGUAUUGUUAAGAGGAUGACACUUGUACUAUGCAAUAUCUUUGCGUUUUCGUAGAAAUGGACGAAUGCAAAGACCCAGUGAAGAGCAAAGACUGUACUCUGAGUGGACAAAAAUGUGUGAAUACAAUUGGAGGCUAUGAGUGCAAAUGUGAUCCAGGUUUUAAGCAUGAUGCGAUCCGCAAGAAAUGCCUAGGUAAGACGUAGUUUUUGCAAAUUUUUCUCCCCUUCUGAUCCUCACCACCGCACUUACAGAGACUACAGUGCAGGCAUAAUAAACAAAUAAUUAAAUAACUAAAUAAGUAGCUAAAUAAAUAUAGCAAUCAAAAAUGGAUUUCAUGGUAGCUCAUCCUCACAGUUUUGGUCGUCUACCACUCCAGUGGAAGAGUUGCUUUUUAAGGAGACGGGUAAACCGGAAUACCAGGAGAAAAACCUCUCGUAUUAAGGGAGAGAACCAAAUGACAUCAAACUCAACCCACAUAUGGCGUCGACGCCGGCAUUUGAACCCGGGCCACAUUGGUGGGAGGCGAGAGCUCUCAACACUGCACCACCCUUGCUGCUUUACUGUGAACUGUAAAUAGGCUGCGAGAUCUCUCAUUCGCUUGCCGAAAAUCUGUGAGCGAUAUGCGAUAUGUGAUUUUCGAGCAAUAGAGAGACUACCCGCAGUCUAAACUGUAAAGAGCACUGAGAUAAACUGUGCAUUAAAGCAAUCGAUCAAGAAUGUUGGAGGUACCUGUAUUUUGGAACCGGCAGCUUAGUACACAAGAAAUGUUAAGACACGCGUUUUUGCUGAGUGCGAUUGUCAAAAGUAAAAACUUGCCGACAAGUUGAAAAUGAAUAGGGUUUUCUUAAUAGUUUUCAACCUGUCAUUUAUAACAUGAGUUAAUUCACUGAUCUGACUAAGCAGAUCCGGUAAACAGUGAAAUUCUCUUUACGAAUGGACUGAUCAUGGCAAGCCAGUAAUAAUGCCGAACUCCCUAAAAUGCACUUGCUCACUACAAAAGCCACAGGGACAACCGCAACCUUUUUUCAUCCAGACUGAAAAACUCAUGCGAAGUAAACUUCUUACAACGAAAAUUUGUUAAAUUUUCAGGGGUAAACUUUCUUCAAGUGCACUGCCAGGAAGCUCAAUAUGUAUUUUUUCGCUUUUUAGCCUCCUCCCGACUAACCAACAUUUUUUCUAUUCAUAAUAUAACCUGACAUAACAUACCAUGCAAUGGUUCGGUGUGGAAAGGUCUUCAAGAAUCGUUUGAAUGUACAUGUUUCAUUGUCGUUGUUUGAAUACACGUCUGAUUCUUGUUGCAGAUGUUAAUGAGUGCAAAAUCAGAAAACAUAACUGCUCUCAUCACAGUUACUGUCAGAACACCCAUGGAGGAUUCAAAUGUGUAUGUCCAAAAAACUAUGAGCUCAGCGGAACAAGCUGUAUCCCAAAUGACAUCACACGCUGGACUACUCCCAAGUACUUGUUACAGGAUAUAAUGGACGGCGUAUGGACUCGAUUAGUUGCUGCCGGCGCCGCAGGGAUCAUAGUCCUGUCCUUGUUUGUUAUUGUUGUCUUGAGCUGUAGAAAAAUGUGCAGGAAAUGUGCCGAGAGAAAGGAGCUAAAACGGCUUGCAUACGAAGGUAUGAAAAUGGUGGUCAACGCCGAGCCUCUCUAUGGGUAUUUCCGACGAACUGCGUCGAUCGAAAUUGCGACGAUCGCUAUCAACGAAACGACGAUCUUGAGGUUAAAGCGACGAUCGCAUUGCCGUUCUGAUCAAGUUUAACAAUUUAAGUUGUCCGAUGAAAACAAAGCUAAAAGAAUCUGCCGAAAAGUAUGCUGCACGUUCACAGUUGCUUUGCUCUUUGAUGUUGCUGCUUUUUUGUUUUCUCGUUUCCGUUUUGGUAGCUCGAGCUCGUUAGAAGCUUUAGGUACCUUGUAAAGCAAUUCUCGAUGUGCGACGAUUUCGGUGAAAAUCCGACGAUUUGAUGGAAAACACGCGACGAAAUCGACGUCCUUAGGUACCCAAUGAGAGGCUCAGCAUCUAUUACCAGCACUUUGUUGGACUCAGUCUUAACUGUGGAAGGGCGUUUGCUCUAAAAGGUUCUAAAAGUCAGCCUGUAAAACUUCUUACGCUGUCAUCUUGGUUGAGACAAUCCAAUCAUCAAAUUCCACUAUACUCGUGCCAACAGGAGUACUAUAGUCUGUGGAGAACGUGCCUCUUUACUUGUUAGUGGUAAUUAGCAGUCGAAAUAUAUUAUACAGUAAAAACCCGCCACUAAGAAAGCAUUUUCUCAAGUUGGCCUCAACAGGUCUUGACAUAAAUGGUAAUUAGCAGAAAUUUAAGAUAUGUAGGUUCUUAAAUGGGCUAACAUUUUCCGAAGAUAAAAUAUAUUGUAGCUAAGAAAUUUGAAGUGAUAUUCAGCUUAUUGCUUACAAAAAAACUGCACAUUGCAGUUGGAGUUAUACGAAACCUACGUCUCCAAGAGGAUCCUGAAUGUAGACUUACCUUAUUUGCCCAAGAGUACAGAAUUUUUUUAAUAUGGAGUUUAGAAAAUAAGAACGUGUUUCAAAUUUUAGGCUAAACAGGUCCUUGUAUCUGAGGGAACCUAACUGGUUCAAAUAUUUUAGCCUAACAGGUUCUUAAAAAUCAAGUUCUUAGUCGCAGUUUUUACUGUAUUCAACGGUAUCAAAGGACAGUGCUGGUCAGUAGCGCUAACUUAAAUGGUCACUUGCGCACAUUAAAUCUUUACUCAGUUUUCAUUUGGACAGUGACGAAGUCAGAUCUUUCUCUUUGCAGAACAAUUGAUGUUUGCCGCUGGAAUGUACGAUCCUGAUGCAAUGUUCUUUGCUGAGGGAGAAAUGGGUUACCCAGCUGACGAGAUAUUUUACCCUGAGGAGAUGGGUUAUCUCCCAGAGGGAAUGGAAUAUGUCCCUGAAGGAAUGGGAUUUCCUCCCGAGGGAAUGGGAUUUCUCCCCGACGGAAUGGGAUAUGCCAUGGAUAAUAUGGGUUACACUGAGGACAUGGUCUAUGCUGAUGAGAUGGGCUACAACAAUGAGAUGGGAUACCCCGAGGAAAUCUACGGGACCACCCCGACAGGCCCCAUGGCGACAGGGGAAAAUUUUGACCAUGAGGUGCCACAUACUUAUUACGAGGACGACGAUGAAAAUUCAGAAGGGGAGGGUCAGGUUGCCCCCUGA